UCAGAGAGAGACAUCUUCCCAAGAAGGAGGGGGAGGGGCUUUGUGAGGAAGGAGGAAGGAGGAAGUUAGGGGCUGGAGCUAGGGUGAAAAUUAUUUCCCUCUCCUCGGGACUAUCAAAUAGUCACUGUCUUUAGUCACUUGCAGACAGCUUGCUUUCUUCACAGCCUUGGGCACUGGCCAAGUCACAGCUCCCGGGCACCAGGCUGCGGACAUGGGGGCCCUUCCGUGGCUGCUCCUGCUCUCACUGCUCCAGGAAGCCAAAGGAGAUUCUGGAGACGGUGUGGAUCCCGAGGAAGUGGUCGCAGUCCUGCAGGAGUCCAUCAGCCUCCCCCUGGAAAUACCACCUGACGAAGAGGUUGAGAAAGUCAUCUGGUCCUCCCACGUAACGUUGGCUAUUGUGGUGCCAACGAAGGAGGGACAUUUAGCUAACGUCACGGUGACCGACCCUCGCUACGAGGGCCGGGUGAGCUUCCCAAGUCCCAGCUACUCUCUGCACAUCGGCAAUCUGAGCUGGGAGGACUCAGGGCCUUACCAAGCUCAGGUCAACCUGAGGACGUCCCAGAUCGCCAGCCUGCAGCAGUACAACCUGCGCAUCUACCGACGGCUGUCGGAGCCUUCCAUCACUGUGAACUUUGAGAUCUCUGGGGACGGUCUCUGUAAUAUGUCCCUGACAUGCUCUGUAGAGCAGGCCGGCCUGGACGUGACCUACAGCUGGAUAUCCCGGGAGGAUGGUGUUGACACAGCACAUGAAGGCUCUGUCCUCAGCACAUCCUGGAGGCCCGGGGACCAUGCCCUCUUCUACACCUGCAGGGCUAGCAACCCCGUCAGCAGCAUGAGUUCCUAUCUCAUCCCUGCUGGGCCCUUCUGUGCAGAUCUUAGGUACCCUUCAGAGAAGGCCUCCGCUUCCUUCUGCCUCCUGGUCAAGGCACUGCUCCUCCUCCUGCUCUUGGUAACUCUGGCCACGGGGCUGUGGCUCGCUCGAGGCCAGAAAGGAUGCAAGAUACCAAGGUUGAAAAAAAUCAGGAGAAACAGAUUGAGACUGAGAAAGACGGACAAGCCUGGCCCAGCUGGCUUAGUGGUUGAACGUCGACCUAUGAAUCAGGAGGUCACAGUUGGAUUCCCGGUCAGGACACGGGCCCGGGUUGCGGGCUCCAUCCCCAGUCGGGGGCGUGCAGGAGGUCUAUGAUUCCCUUUCAUCAUUGAUGUUUCUAUCUCUCUCCCUUUCUCUUCCUCUCUGAAAUCAAUAAAAGUAUAUUAAAAAAUAAAGUUGAAGAGAGAGAGAGAGAGAGAGAGAGGAGAGAGAGAGAGAGAGAGAGAGAGAGAGAGAGAGAGAGAGAGAGGAGCCUGGCCCUUGCCUGGCCUGAUAGCCCCUUGGGGACCCCGAUCCUGACCACUGUUUCUUCCCAGCUCCAGGAAAUCCUCCUUCUCCAAAGGCUAUACUUGUCAAAGGGCUGAGGGUGGAUGUACAAAGGGCCUUACCCUCCCAGGGAUGAUUGGCAAUAAAGUUGAAUCAGAUGACUGCCAUUCUGGAGAAGCUUG
This is a messenger RNA of Myotis daubentonii (Daubenton's bat), 1539 nucleotides long. It is a transcript of the gene SLAMF9, whose product is annotated as SLAM family member 9. Gene Ontology annotation, cellular component: external side of plasma membrane; membrane. Lineage: Eukaryota; Metazoa; Chordata; Mammalia; Chiroptera; Vespertilionidae. The record is from RefSeq and is a predicted model, not a curated record. Gene Ontology annotation, biological process: T cell activation; plasmacytoid dendritic cell cytokine production.